AGCACUGAAGUGUUCAGACCUCCCCUCCCUCCCAACAGAGCUGCUGAAUCCAGAGUCGAUCACAGGAGGCCACAAACUCCUUGCAGUUCUUAUAGGAAGAAGGGUAAUAAAAAACAGAAAAUGGGACGUUCUGGACGGCCAUCUCUUUCCCUGAUCCACACAGGAUUCCUGCUGGUGAUUUUUUUAACAGACUUUCUGUGGGCCAUUCCUUUGGAGCAGAACAGGCAGGAGGAAGGGGCUGCAGCGUCUGAUGAUAUGAAAGCCGGGGCUGUGGCCAACUUGAAAAAGCUGGUUCGCAACAGAAGGAACGUCCCCGUCUUGGCCAUGCCCCAGUUCCAACGUGUGCCUGACUUCUGGGGAUGGUACAAGUACUUUAUGGACUCGCACAACCAGGAGGGAGUGGAGGACCUUGAUCGUCUGUACCUGGCCUAUUUGCAAAACAAGCACAGGUCUGAGGAAGGGCCCAGCUUCAAUCAUUACCUCAAACAUCUUAGUGAAAUCUACAGAACCUGUGCCGAUUCUGAUGAUCCAGAAUGCAUAUCCGAGUCUACCAGCAAGCCAAAAGCUUCUGUGGCCAUGCCUGCUUCCAUUAGGUCUGGUGCCAUUAGGAUGUGCAACCCCUACAUUGACCCCUACUGCACCACCUACCCCCUCGGUUCUAAGGCUGCUGCCGCGAAGCCAGAGCUAGCUCCAGCCAAGGUGCCGGCUCCCGUCCUCAGCCCCUUCCAACCCAUGCCCAUGAAGAGCACCACUGGGUCCUACUACUACGCCCCCGUCCUGGAGCCCUUCUUGAAUGCUGAGCAGAGGAAUGAGCUCCUCAGGAUCUGUCGCCCUGAUGAUGUGGAAUGCCUGCAGUAUCACCUCAGAUCAGCAUUUGGGUACCGCCCAGUCCUUGGUCCGACUCCAUCCUAUGCUGCUCUCCACUGUGAUCCCAAAGACCCCUACUGCAUGCCCCCUCUAGUUCAGAAGGCGCCCACUGGCUUCUAUCACCGCUUGUACCCCAGCUGUGACCCGGCUGUGGAUCCUCUGUGUGGGACCAAUGCUGCUCCUGCUCCGCUGGCGGUAGGGGAGGCACCUAGAGUGCAGCAAUGCAGCCCGCUCUUUGACAAAGGCUGCAACCCCCUGACAGCCACCAGGCUUGCUAGCUUCACCAAACCCAUAGUGGAGUACACCCCUAAGGGUGAGCCAGGUCCUGCUGCUGCUCCUCUGACCUGUGACCCUCGCACCAAUCCAUACUGCAUUCUGGCAGCAGCUGCUGCCCUGCGCAGGCCCCCUCCACAGCUCCCCGAGCACCAGGUCCGCUACCAGCUCGGUGUCCGUGGCAAGACCAAGGAGGGCUACGACUGCUUUGUGAGCUAUGACAAAGACUGCACCCCAGUCAAGUCUGACCCUGAGGCUCCAUCUACACCCUUCUGCCAUCCAUAUGACCCCAAGUGUUCCAAGUUUACCUCACCCCCCAACAUUCAAGCCUUGAAGUCCAGCGAGGACGGCGUUAUCCUUCCCGAUCCUGACUGCGACCCCGAGUAUGACUACAACUGCCGUUUGCGUCACAACAGACCCGCCUCAGAGCCCGUCUCAGAGUCCGCCUCAGCUGAUGAGCCCAUUGCGGAUGAAAAAAAGGCAGCAAAGGAAGCCACCAUCCCACACUUUGAAGAAUUCCUCCAGGGCUUCAUGAGCCAGCACAAAUAAAUUUCAACACCUGCUGCACAAUUGUUCCAAACUGAAAUGCCUUUGUGUUGUUCUUAUGGGCUUAAACAACCUUUCACAGCAUUGUCAACUGCUUUCAAAAUAAAUCAGUUUCAAAUUAGCAACAUAGAUUAGAAAAUCUAAAGGUUUGUACUUUCGUAAAAUAUUUCAAUGUAUAGAUACUUAAUAGAAUAGGGUUAGUUGUAAACUGUGUUAGUGGGCAAGAUGUUCUUUUUUGUUGUAGAUUAUCUGAAAUGUAUUUCUUUGUUUACACCUAUUACAGCUUCAUCUGUUUGGAUUUUACAAAGUUCUAAAUAAAAAAAGACCAAUUGGACUUUAUUUCCAGAAGCUAAACCAUCUGUACGCAGACAUUUCACAGAAGCAUCUGUUCAGCAGGUGAAGAAAUAAAAUGAUAAAAGCC
This is a messenger RNA of Austrofundulus limnaeus, 2107 nucleotides long. It is a transcript of the gene and2, whose product is annotated as actinodin2. The record is from RefSeq and is a predicted model, not a curated record. The coding region runs from base 121 to 1689 and encodes 522 amino acids. The transcript is spliced from 6 exons. NCBI's taxonomy places the organism in Eukaryota, Metazoa, Chordata, Actinopteri, Cyprinodontiformes, Rivulidae.